Messenger RNA from Morone saxatilis (striped sea-bass), 1422 nucleotides. RefSeq names its product rho-related GTP-binding protein Rho6-like. The record is from RefSeq and is a predicted model, not a curated record. Bases 118 to 816 code for a protein of 232 amino acids. Gene Ontology annotation, biological process: small GTPase-mediated signal transduction. Gene Ontology annotation, molecular function: GTP binding; GTPase activity. The transcript is spliced from 5 exons. NCBI's taxonomy places the organism in Eukaryota, Metazoa, Chordata, Actinopteri, Moronidae.
CUCACUCACUGCCUGCCUGCACGGAGAGAGCCGCACCGCCGACCACAGAGAGGAUUUAUUGAAACUUUAUCGCUUAUUGAUUUGCAGUUGUGUGUCUCGUGCUGUUUCUGAUCGAUCAUGAAGGAAAGGAGACUCACGCAGCCGUUCGUCGCGAGGUGUAAACUUGUGCUGGUCGGGGACGUCCAAUGCGGUAAAACAGCGAUGUUACAGGUCCUGGCUAAGGACUGCUAUCCAGAGACGUACGUCCCAACUGUGUUUGAGAACUACACCGCCUGUCUGGAGCUUGAAGACCAGCGUGUUGAGCUCAGCCUCUGGGACACAUCAGGGUCUCCAUACUACGACAACGUCAGACCUCUCUGCUACAGCGACUCAGACGCAGUGCUCUUAUGCUUUGACAUCAGCCGACCAGACACAGUAGACAGUGCGCUGAAGAAGUGGAAAGCGGAGAUCCAGGACUUCUGUCCCAGCACACGGAUCUUAUUAAUAGGCUGCAAGACAGACCUGCGCACAGACGUAUGCACGCGCAUGGAGCUGUCCAAUCAAAAACAAACUCCCAUCUCCCAUGAACAGGGUUCGUCCAUGGCCAAGCAGCUCGGAGCAGAGGCUUACUUGGAGUGCUCAGCCUUCACAUCAGAGAAGAGCAUCCACAGUGUUUUCCGUACCGCGGCUCUAGCCUGCAUGAACAAACUCCAGCCUGCCAACAAACCCAGCCCCGUCCGCCGCCUCUCCAAAAGACUCCUACACCUGCCCAGCAAGACGGAGCUCCUCUCCUCCACCUUCAGCAAGGACAAGUCCAAGAGCUGCUCCAUCAUGUGAAUUCUGCUGAGCUCAUGAAAGCAAGGACAGGCAGACCUGCAGAUGGUUCAGCAGGGGGUCCAGGGUGUGCAAGGGAAAGAGAGCAAUGAUGUGGAUUUCUGCAAAGCCUCUCUCUCCUUUGCAGCAUCCUCCCCCAAAACUCCCAGUCAACCACUUCAACUGCUACACUCGCUAUAUUCAACUCUGACCUUUGAUCAUGACACCAGCACACAGUGCAGAGACGGAGUGGGGAAAAAAAAAAAUUCUUGAUCAAUUAAAUGCACCUGUACAAAGAGAGCGUAACAGGCACUUUAAGGCAUAAAACCUGUUCCUCACAUGAAGGUUAAAGUGAGAGAUGUAGCUUAAAUAAGGUCAGUGCCUCCUCUUUUCUACAGGGGAAGUGGUUGUAAACACUGCAUUUGACUGCAUUACACUGAUGAGACCCAUUUGAAAUUCUGAUAGCGCCCCUUUUCCCAUCCAUCUCUUUAUUUGAAUGUUUCUUUAAGGUCAUGAUACGGGGCUGAGUGACGAGAUGAAAUGUAAAAUCGGACAGUGACAGGAAGUGGUACCUACAGAAAUGCGGCUCUGGGAAUUUAAAACAGGGAUCUUUGAAGAAAUUAUUCCCCC